Salvelinus fontinalis (brook trout) is the source of this 1233-nucleotide messenger RNA. RefSeq names its product membrane-spanning 4-domains subfamily A member 12-like. NCBI's taxonomy places the organism in Eukaryota, Metazoa, Chordata, Actinopteri, Salmoniformes, Salmonidae. Gene Ontology annotation, cellular component: membrane. The record is from RefSeq and is a predicted model, not a curated record. Bases 292 to 933 code for a protein of 213 amino acids. The transcript has 7 exons.
ACAAGUGAAUGUGAGGGGGGCUUGGGCAGGGCACCCUGCACAAAUAUCCGCCAUAAUAGAAAGAUAGUCUUCUUUUAUUUAUUUAAUUAGCCUACAUGUUAUUAAACCUUUAUUUAAAGAUACAGGUCAGUUAAAAACAAAUGUAUAACGCCUAUUUACCAUUCUUAUUUCUCAAUAAUCUUGUUCUGUUGCCUACACAUCAGGGCUAAACUGCCAUACUCUCUCGAUUCCCCCUGAAGAUCAGCGCAACUUCGUCCACCAUUUACUGCCAAAGGACUCCAGAGCCAAAGGAUGGCUGUGUCGGUCUCAAGGGACCUGUCAGUGAGCGUGACGACGGACAUCAACUCGGAUAAACUGACCCACACACAGCAGGCUCUGCGCGAGAGCAUCCAGAAAGGCGAGCCAAAGGCUUUGGGGGUGUCCCAGGUAAUGAUUGGGUUGAUGGUGAUGACCUACUCCAUCCCCCUCCUCUCCACUGAGUUCACAGAGGUUGUGACCUUUGGGGUACCAUGGUGGAGUGGCCUAUCGUUCAUAGCAGCAGGAGUCAUUGCCAUAGUGAUGGAGAAACACAGCAGUAUGAAAUCGGUGGGUGUGUGUAUGGUGGUGACACUGGUUGCCAUUUUGGUUUCUCUCCUGGCCCUCAUCUUCUACUUCAUUGAUCUCCACAACAACCCAGAGACACCGUGUAACCACCCCCUGGCCCCCGCAACACACUACAGGCAGGAGUAUGAAUGUGACCACCAGCACUAUGCCACUGUGUUCAGUUAUGGAGUAAAGUCGUACCUCCUUCUCUUCACCAUCAUCCAGAUCACCAUCUCCUCAACGCUCUCUUACAUCCUGUACAAAAAGAGGAGGAGUUUCGGACCAUACUCAUCUCUCAAUCAAGAUGUUCCCUCGACUCCCAUACUGGUCACUGCCCCCGACUUCAACUGACCAAUAACAGCCGCAGAAGGACUUUAACUGACCAAUCACAUCUACAGACAGAUUUCCACCAAUUCCCCUCUUAUGAUACUGAUGAUUUGUCCACCACUGAUGGUUUGUUUAAGUUUCUACCAUUGUGGCUUUAUGUUAUGUCUUUGAAUGUGUAACAUGAAGCUGUGGAAUUGAUUUGGAUGUUAUUCCAUAGUAUGGAGUAUUUUACUACAAUGCAGUGUUAAAUAAUGGUUUAAUUUCCCCUAAAUUCCUCAUUUGUUUUGUAUAUUAUCACCUAAAUAAAAUCAUUUAUAUCAAAAA